UUCGUGAUACUCGCGUACGUUCUCCGCUCGUUCUCAUUCCGAAAAAUGAUGCUCUGUGAAAGCUCGGUGAGGUGGCCGUGGGCCAGUUGGUUUCUUCUUCUUCUGGCGUUGGUCACGCUGAGUGGACCGCUUGUGUCGCCAGGAUUGGCAGCGGACGCUCCGGGAUACUGUGAUCCGUCGCUGUGCUACUCGAACCACACGCAUAUCGCGUGCGCGAAUGGAACGGACGCACCGGAGGCGUUCGGUGAGCUUUGCCCAACGACCACGGUCCAGCUGGUGACGAUGGAUGACGCCCUGAAGGAGCGCAUCCUGAAGCUGCACAACGGAUUACGGGCCGAGCUGGCCAGUGGCAAAAUGGAAGGAUUUGCGCCGGCGGAACGGAUGGCCGUUUUGGAGUGGGACGAUGAGCUGGCGAAGCUGGCCGAGUACAAUGCCCGCACCUGUCUGUACUCGCGGGACGAGUGUCGCAACACGCAGCGCUAUCGGAACGUGGGCCAGAACAUUGCCCGGAAGUCGAGACCCGGCAACGUCACCAUCGAUCUCGAGCGAGCCAUUUCCGAUCUGACCAACAAGUGGUGGCAGGAGUACGUCGAUACCAAUCAGACCGUCAUGGAUGACUACCGGCAGGUCGGCGAAGGCGUGCACGUUCUGCACUUUGCCCUGAUGGCCAACGAUCGCGUCACGAAGGUCGGCUGUGGGGCAACGCGCUACUACAACGAGCUCAACAAGCGCUCGUACGUGUACUACGUAUGCAAUUACUCGCAGAACAACGUGCUCGGCCAGCCCGUCUACCGGAAGGGCACCAAGUGUGCCAAGUGUGGCACACCGAACGUGUGCAGUCCCACGGACGACGGGCUAUGUGCCGGUAUUGGCGAUACGAUCGAUAAGGAGCUGUAGCUGACGUUACCCUCCCGAUAGUAGAACCGCAAACGUCAUUCAGCUGCGUGCAGCAUAUCUCGCUAGCUUAAUAAUAAAAAAAAACGAAGUGACACUAUUUAUUCCAACACCCGCGCCCCAGUUGCAGGAACCCUAUGUCCCACAUUUCCUUACCCCUGAACCACUAUCGUUGUCAUGCAGGCUCUGCAUCGUUGUUUUGCAAUGUUUUUUUUAUUUCGUGUUUUACUUUUGAUUUCCCCCCGCGAAAACCGAUCCGAAACUCAAACACGACCACAGACCACAAGCAUCAGCGGCAAAAACCGCAAAAGAAAAGUGUCCAAAUCACACUUCCGAAAGCACACAAUCACUGGAUAGGCAGAGGAUUCUACCCAUCUGGAUUUGACAUUUGACUUUCACCGGCUCGCGGCCAUGGCUGGUGUGCCGGAGCCCCCGGAGCGAAAACCGCGGGAAUCUGUGUAGAAUGUUUAUCGGACGAUAGUUUGACACCUUUGGUGGUGCUGGUGAUAAAUGAUUUCGCUACGCACAAGUCAUUCAAAUGACACACGAUUCCGAUGCGAACGGCGGAUUGUUGAAUGUCGAUUUAGAAUCUUGGGUGUUUCGAGAGGUGCUUUGAGACUGACAGCUUCCUGUCUUCUUCAUUAGCUUGCUAGUUAUGGGUGUUUGUUAUCGCGCGCGUUUUAGAGUCUUUUUUAGAGAUGCCGAGAGAGGCUACUGUCAUCUUCAUUCGC
Molecule: messenger RNA, 1625 nt
Organism: Anopheles aquasalis
Lineage: Eukaryota; Metazoa; Arthropoda; Insecta; Diptera; Culicidae
Product: antigen 5 like allergen Cul n 1-like
Source: RefSeq, a predicted model, not a curated record